GCUGAAAACCAAAUUACACAGGGCCAAAUUACAUAAUAUUCAACACACAUGGACUGUCAUUCCUGACUUUGCAGGAUGUACUUCAGUGCAGAAGUUUUAUUCAGGUGAUUGUCACAAACUUCUUCUGAUUUGAUGUAUUUGCAAUGAGUGCUGGAAAGUGACUAUGUACUCAAGUACUAUGAUUUUGAGGUACUUGUACUUUUCUUGACUUAUCUCUGUUUUAUGCAUUCCAGAGGGAAACCUACUUUUUUCCUUAAUUACAAUUUCCAACAGCUGUUGUGACUAGUAACCUUGCAGAUUAAGAUUUCUCAUAUGAAACGUGAUCAUCUUACUGAAUGUGAUGCUGUUGUAGCUCAAACUCUCCAGCAGUAAAUAAAGUAGUUCAGCUAGCUAAGACUGUCACAACAUGCUGCUUACACUUUAAUUCAGCUAUAACUAUAAUUCAACUAGAGGGGUACUCUGAGAGCGUAGACCUCCGCCAAGGCCAAUGUCAAACAACAUACAUCAGACUUCAGAGAAAAAGAAAAUCAUAAUAGAUGAUGCAGCUCUUCCUUGGCUCAUGCCCUCUCCACCACGUUCAGUGCAAAUCUGGUUUAGUGUUUUUUUGCGUAAUCCUGCUGACAAAUAAACUGACACGGGUGAAAACAUAACCGGAGGCAGAGAUAAUUAACACUUUCGAUGGGGCCAUUUUGCAUAAUGAGUACUUUUACUUUUCAUUUAAUACAUAACAUUUUGCUAAUAGUAAAUGUGUACAUAUGCUCAUCAUUUGGUACUUUUACUUUGUGGUUUCGCUACUUUAGCUUUGCUAUUUUCACCUUUACUUUCGUGAGUGUGUCACCACAGGAAAUAGCGAGCACACCUGUUGUUUGAAAAAUGUGACAUGUCUCAUUCAGAAGUCCUCUCCCUUCUCUGCUACUGAGCCACAUUUAUCACUGUGAGAAAGAGAUUCUCACUCGCUGAUGAUUUACAGAUGGUGUCUCCAUGGACUGCCUGUUGCUGUGUGUGCACGCAGAAGCGCGUGCAUGUUUGCAUAUAAAAAGCAUCUCCUGGAGGCUUUUUUUGGUCAUUUGAAGCCAAGAGCUGAAAGCAGCAAUAGACUAUCUGAACAACAAACGUGGGAUUAUGUUGGAUUUUAUUCUGGUGUGGGAUUUGUUGCACCUAUCCACAGCCCUCAAGGAAACCUGCUCAAUCAAAUUUCAUAGAUUCUCUGCCUUCCCUGCUCUCCAUCUUCAGCGAUGGCUGAAUGGAGUUGGGUGGUUUACACAGUACUUGAAGUACUGAUUGCUGUGGCCUGUUGCCUUGGCAAUGUCUUGGUGGUGUGUGCAGUGUGUGUUGGUAUCAGGGAUUCCCUUCGCGAGCCAACCUUCUGCUUCCUGGUUUCCUUGGCGGUGGCUGACUUCCUAGUGGGUGUGGCUGCUGUGCCCCUGGCUGUAGUAUUGGAUGGCUGGGUGAGUCUGACCCCUGACCUGUGCCUGCUUCUCAGCUGUGUCGUGCUCGUGCUGACGCAGGCCUCUGUGCUGUCACUGCUGGCUAUCGCCGUGGACCGAUACCUGCGGUUACACAUACCACUCAGAUACAAAGCCCUGGCCACACAGAGGCGCACGUGGUUGGCUGUGUCUGUGUGCUGGAUACUGUCCUGUCUACUGGGGUUCACCCCUCUGUUUGGCUGGAACAACUACUCCUCCCUGACAUCUGAUUCCACCAAUACAUCUUCCUCUUCCUUCAUCUCCACACCAUGCACCUUCCUCUCUGUUAUUUCCCUGCCCUUCAUGGUCUACUUCAACUUCCUGGGAUGUGUCAUGGCACCCCUGCUGGUCAUGACGCUCCUCUAUGUUCGAAUCUUCUGGAACCUGCAGGGCCGUCUAAAGGAGAGCUGUCCCCAAGCCCAGGCCUCUCUGCUCAGGGAGAGGAGGCUGGCCUGCUCUCUGGCUCUGGUUCUCAUUUUGUUUGCCAGCUGCUGGAUUCCUCUGCACCUGAUGAACUGUCUGCUGCUGUCUCACGGCCCUCAAGCUGUGACACGGGGGACACUCUAUACAGGUAUUCUCCUCUCUCACGCCAACUCAGCCAUCAACCCUGUGGUCUACGCCUACCGCAUUCCAAAGAUCCAGCAGGCCUACAGUCAAAUAUGGAGACGAUUUCUGUUGAGGCUAAACUGUUGCCAUGGGGACAAGCACGUUGAGCGAUCAAUAACAAGCAACCGAGCCACUCACACAGAGACGCGCGGAUCAGGAGGGAAGACCACACCCUAACAAAGCGGUACCACGGUGUUAUUUUAAAUGAAGGAUGUCUGAGGUUUGAGUUCAUGGGACACUCACGCACGAAAAUGUGACUAUCACUGUGUCCAACAACCACUUAAGGCUUUUAUCACAGAAAACCAUGUAUGCAGGCAGCUUGUGAUUGUUUGAAUUUGUAAAAUCCCCACUCGCAGCGUUUGGUUUGAAUGAAACCCUCCAGAACUCCAGGCCGUCGUGGCAUUCGGUUGCCAACCUGUGAUCUGCAAACUUUAAUCUUACUCAAAGCGAUCUCCUGUGUCUCCACUAGAGGGUGCUCGAUACCAACAAACUCAACAGCUGCUCUUGUACACAAACCAUGGCACCAUCAAAGAAGGCAGUACAUGACGAACAGACAAUUUCAAGACCUCAUUCACUGAUUUUUCGACAACUGAUUUGAGGCAAGUAGAACUUUAUUGAGAUGUACAUUUAUUAAAGCAAGUCAUGUGACAGGUGAAAUCAGUUCAACACCAAUCCUUUUGCAGCACAUAUGUACCUGAUCCUUUUUUUUAUGAUGUCGGAGAAUAAAUGUGAUUUUCAGCCUUGGGAGUGUGUUCAAUAUUGAUGAGUGUU
This is a messenger RNA of Seriola dumerili (greater amberjack), 2843 nucleotides long. RefSeq names its product adenosine receptor A1-like. The transcript has 3 exons. Lineage: Eukaryota; Metazoa; Chordata; Actinopteri; Carangiformes; Carangidae. Gene Ontology annotation, biological process: G protein-coupled adenosine receptor signaling pathway. Gene Ontology annotation, molecular function: G protein-coupled adenosine receptor activity. Gene Ontology annotation, cellular component: membrane; dendrite; synapse. The coding region runs from base 1236 to 2249 and encodes 337 amino acids. The record is from RefSeq and is a predicted model, not a curated record.